ACUUGCGAUAUUGCCAUCCUGCUCUUGUGCCGAUUGGCAUUGACGAACAAGUCUACACAACUUGAGCCAAGAGAAGUAUGAUCAUUGGGGACAUGGAAUCUUAAGAAUGUUUUUAUCUUGACCAAACUCCCUCGAUGAUAUGGGAAGCCGCCGGCCAAGUGACGGCGCCCUAUCUCAGCUACUACUGCUUACACUCCGCAUCCCCUCCGCCAAAACGCGAACCAGCCUUUCCCAUACGCAGACGCACAAGGAAGAGACGCCGGCGCAAGCACAGACUCGUAGAGUAUGUGGGGGGUGUGAUCCCUCUGCCCCCCUCCGUCCGAAGGGUGUGCAUAGUGAACUUGUCAAAAGACAUGCGACUUGCGCCCUUCUGAUGACACGACCCAUUGUAAUCCCGGUCUGGCGAGCCAACCAUUGGUGACUCCGACUUGGACGCUUCCUCGAACGCCAGAAUCCAUCUGGCUUGAUCCGAUCUACUGAGCGAGGGAAGGAUAGAGCUUUUGAAUAAAAGAUUUCAUCGCCUAGAACUCG
This is a messenger RNA of Colletotrichum godetiae, 531 nucleotides long. RefSeq lists its product as uncharacterized. The record is from RefSeq and is a predicted model, not a curated record. The transcript has a single exon. Bases 140 to 421 code for a protein of 93 amino acids. NCBI's taxonomy places the organism in Eukaryota, Fungi, Ascomycota, Sordariomycetes, Glomerellales, Glomerellaceae.